AUGCCUUCCGCUAUCGAGCCUAUCCCGGCUACAAACAGCUCUUCUGGAGCUGCUAACUUCACACAAGCCUCUGGAAGACCUUCACUUAGACCUAGUGCAAGCACCAAGGGGGAUAGUCGCCGCCAAUCUGGCAGCCCUAGUGACGGUGGUCAACGGCGCACAAACUCCCAGAAGGCUUGGACUCAAGGCACAAACCCCAUAACGCAACGCGCCUCAUACUCCCAAUCCAACGGAAAUAUGUCUAAGCACCAGUCUGGAUCCCCUCGGCCAACACAAAAGGAGUCAAUUACCGCCGACAGCCCUGUUCAUGACCGCCUUGCUCGUUUGAUCUCUUCAUUCACUGGUCUGCAGACAACCAUCACGACGAAAACUGGCGAUAAGUUUACCGGCAUUUACUCCUUUUCGGCACUAGAAUCAAGUGACACCUCGUUCCUUCUGAAGAUGGUCCGUAACUCUUCAGAGUCUAAUGCCAAAUCGAACGGCCUUAGUGAGUCCAUCAGCCCGUACCUCGGCACAGCGCCAGACCACAGUAUGUCAUUUGAAACGAAAGAUAUCGUGGAUUUCUCUGUGUCUGACGUUGCACCGACUGAGGUGGCGAUGAAAGAAUCUAAUGGGUCCGCUGGAUUUAGAACCGACAGUGAUAUCUCCGGAAAUCUUGCGAUGCGAGAGCGUACUUUGCAGCGCUGGCAACCCGCCGAGACCGAUCAUGACCUCUCACUGGAGAGUGCCCCUGGUGAUAACGCAGGAUGGGAUCAAUUUGAGGCGAACGAGCGCCUCUUCGGCACCCGAACCAACUAUGAUGAAAAUAUCUAUACAACUCGCCUGGACCGCUCAGAUCCCGCUUUCCGCCAGAAACAGGUAGAGGCCACUCGCAUUGCUCGCGAGAUUGAGGGCAACCAAGUUGAAAACCCUCACAUGCGGGAAGAAAGAGGUCUAGCCUCCGACGCAGGUGAUGAGGAUGAAGAAGACAAGUACAGUGGUGUCCGUCGUGAGAACAAGGCAUUCCCACCUCUCCUCUCUGGACAGCCGAACAAAUACACUCCACCAGGCCGUCGCCAGGUCGCGCCUCAACCCGCUGCUCCGAAGUCGGCAUCGGCAGCUGUAGCUUCUGCCCCAGUGCCUCCCCAGGCUGUCAAGGAGAUUCCCUCAGAGGAGAAUCCCCAAAUGACGAAGACCAAUAUUGAGAAGACCACCCUGGGAAAGACAGCACUACCAGCUGCCCCCAAGCGGACUCCAGAGAAUGCAACUGCCAAUGUCGAGACAGAAGUCUUGGAUCAGUUCCGCCAGUUUUCCGCCAGCGAGAAGUUGAGGGUGGCGGAGCGUCGCCGCAAUCAGGUAUCGCAUGACCGAACCAUCAAGCUGAACGAGUUGAUGAAGUUUUCCAAGAAUUUCAAACUCUCAACCCCCGUUCCCAAAGAUCUUGUGCCCAUUCUAGCCAAAGACCCCCACAAGCAAGAGGCAAUCAUUCAGCGGGGCCAACAGUCCGUGGAUGAUACAUCGCCUCCCAAUACUGCAGCUCAAGUUCCGGAUCAGAAACCACCAGUUCGUGCUAGCGGACCCAAUGGCCUAUUGCCCCCCACUGCUCCCUCCGAUCGCCAGAAUUUCGCUCGUGGUCGCCAGGGAUAUCCCCCAACUGGCCCUCUCGCAGGACCUGGCGGUAAACUCCCCCAACAGCCCAUGCAGCAAGGUCGUCCGGGCACAGGUAUGCUCGGUAACCGGCUAGCAGAUAAUCUUCAACAGCGCAAGGGUGCAGCUGCCUCAGCCACUGGUGCAGGUCAAGUCGCUCCUUCUUUACCCAUCCAAGAAGCCCGGGCCCCACCUACCGGCCCUGCCAGUGACCAGUUGAGAGUGACUAGUCCUGCGAAGACACAGGCUGCCACAGCCACCACGCAACCCAAGUUCAACGUUCGUGCUAUGGAGUUCAAACCCAACCCCACCGCUAGCACUUUCACUCCUGGUGGCGCCCCCGCUCCCGUAGCCGGUCCCGCCGCCAGCCGCCACCAAUCUGUGUCUCGUGUGGCAAACCCAUCUACCUUCUUUGGUGCCCGCAAGCCAAGGCCAGCUUCGGAAAGACCUGCCUUCAGUGAUGGAUUCAAUCCCAUCAAACGUAUGAAGAAAGAAAGUCUGGAGGCGGCGCAGAAGAAGGACAAGGAUAAACCCCCCUUCCCCUUCAACGGAGGCAUCCCUUUUCCGUACAGCACUUUCCCAACUUGGGAUAUUCCUAAGGGCAAUGAGGAAAAGACCUUUGAUCAGGCUUUCAAGCACCCUAGCCCUGGUUCAUCGAUUUCUCCUCAGAGUCGGACUGGUUCAAACAACCCCAACAUCCCCCAGCAGCACAUCCCAUUCCCGUACCCUCAAGGCAAUCCAGGGAUGCAACCCUCUUCUGGUCCCCCCAAUGGGCCGAUGAUCAACCACCCUCAUGGUCAUCAAGGUGAUGACCAUCGAAUCCACGGAAAUCCAGCUUCCGCACAAGGUGGUUUCCGAUCCCCGCGCAUGCUCAACAACCACGCCGGAUACCCUUCAGUCCAGCCGGGAAUGUCCUUCGGACAGCCGCCAUUUUACGGGGGACCCCAACCCAACCACAUGAGGCAUCCUUAUCAAGGCGGUCCUCAGUUUAUUGGCCCACCAGGCUCCAUGGGCGCACCCAUGAUGGUACAAAACCCCUCGAACGGACCUUACAUGAAUGUUCCCCAGGGAAUGCCUUACAAUGGACAGAUGCAAAUGCCCAUGUAUUCACCUUCCCCGGGACAUGCCUACCCCCACGUGCCUCAACCUCAGCCACAGAGCGGAUAUCCCAGCCCAAGCCGCGGUGGUGCACCCAUGAUGAUGCAUCAAAAUUCGCAGUCCGACCACCCCCAGCCAAUGAUGUUCAUGUCCCCUGGCCAACCUGGAUAUGGACAACCGCAUAUGCCUCCCGGCGGCCGCGGUGGUCACCCCCAUUUCCCUUCUAGCCCACACCAAGUUCAUCAUGUCCCCCACAACCAACACCGAGGUAACGGCUUUAAUCAAGUGCCUCAACUUCCCCCUCAUAUGCCGUCUCAUACUCCUUCCAACUCCGGCCCUACCCCGCAAACCGCGGGGAAUAGUACCGACGAAGCCAAAUGA
Molecule: messenger RNA, 3105 nt
Organism: Penicillium taxi
Lineage: Eukaryota; Fungi; Ascomycota; Eurotiomycetes; Eurotiales; Aspergillaceae
Product: putative PAB1 binding protein (Pbp1)
Exons: 5
Coding region: 1-3105 (1034 amino acids)
Biological process (GO): cytoplasmic stress granule assembly
Cellular component (GO): cytoplasmic stress granule
Molecular function (GO): RNA binding
Source: RefSeq, a predicted model, not a curated record